CAAAAUGUCCAAAAUUUCCCUCAUUUGCAUUGCCCUCUUUGCCCAAUAUGCUUCCAUACUUUGCUCCAAAGAUCUCUCAGAUUCCAUCCUAUGGAGAUCCGCCAAGAACUCGUCGGAUCAAUCAGAGUCGCCGGAACCGAAAUCGAAACCGUCGUCAUGUCGAACUGGAAAUCCCAUCGACGACUGCUGGCGUUGCGACCCCGACUGGGAAGCCAACCGCCGCAACCUCGCCGACUGCAGCAUCGGCUUCGGCCGGAACGCCGUCGGCGGCCGCGACGGCGAAUUCUACGUCGUUAAUUCUCCCGCCGACGACCCCCGCGACCCUCCUCCGGGCACUCUCCGGCACGCCGUCAUCCAAUCGGAGCCGCUCUGGAUCAUCUUCGACCACGAUAUGAGCAUCCGCCUCAAGGAGGAGCUAAUGAUGAACUCCUACAAGACCAUCGACGCACGUGGCCGGCACGUGGAGAUUUCAGACGGCCCCUGCAUCACAAUCCAGGGCGUCUCCAACAUCAUCAUCCACGGCGUCUACAUCCAUGGCUGCGUUCCGGCGGGGAACGCCGUUGUCACCGACAAGCCCCGCCACUACCAGCUGAGGGGCCUGUCGGACGGCGACGGGAUCUCCAUCUUCGGCAGCCGUGACAUUUGGAUCGACCAUUGCACCCUCGCCGAGUGCUCCGACGGCCUCGUCGACGUUGUGAAUGCGUCGACGGCCAUAACCGUGUCGAACAAUUACAUGUUCCGGCACAACGAGGUUAUGCUCAUGGGACAUAGCGACGAUUUCAUAGAGGAUCGAGUUAUGCAGGUCACGAUCGCUUUUAACUACUUCGGCGAGGGGUUAGUCCAGAGGAUCCCAAGGUGUAGGCAUGGGUACUUUCACGUCGUGAACAAUGUGUACACCGGUUGGAAAAUGUAUGCGAUCGGAGGGAGCGCGAAUCCGACCAUUAAUAGUCAGGGCAACGUUUUCAUUGCAUCCGACGAGCAUACUACAAAGGAGGUGACGAAAAGGGAAACGGAUCCAGAGGAUGAGGAAUGGAAGAGUUGGAAUUGGAGAUCGGACGGGGACUUACUACUUAAUGGGGCGUAUUUCACGACAUCGGGUAAUGAUACCUCGGAGAGCUAUGUGAAAGCGUCGAGCAUGGUCGCGAGGCCGGCGUCGUUGCUGGCCAACAUUAUACCUUCUGCAGGAGUACUCAACUGCCAAAUUGGACAAAGUUGCUCAACCUAAUUUAUUGCAACAAGAUAUUGAUUAGGAUGAUGUAUUAUUGUUUGUUAUGAUUUUGAUUUUGAUUUGUUCUAUAUAUAUGUGUGUGUGAUGUGUGAAUGAAUGAAUGUUCAAUUGUGUUCGAUA
This is a messenger RNA of Andrographis paniculata, 1348 nucleotides long. Its product is annotated as putative pectate lyase 21. NCBI's taxonomy places the organism in Eukaryota, Viridiplantae, Streptophyta, Magnoliopsida, Lamiales, Acanthaceae. The transcript is spliced from 4 exons. Gene Ontology annotation, molecular function: pectate lyase activity. The record is from RefSeq and is a predicted model, not a curated record. Bases 5 to 1225 code for a protein of 406 amino acids.